GAUCACAGAAAAUCAAAACCCUUUCCCCUAACUAUCUCUCCCUUUCGUUCCCUUUGCGUUUCCCGUCUCGCCCUUCUCCUCUUCUUUCUUGUUCUUUCUUCUUUCAAGGAAUUCCAAUGGAAGAUGACGAUGAGUUCGGAGAUCUUUACACUGACGUUCUCAUGCCUUUCUCUUCAUCCGCUGCUCCCCCACCGUCUCACUCUCCUACCACUCCCCAUCUCCACCGUCCGAUUGAUUCCAAUCUUCCAUCCCAAGAUGGAGCCAAUACCUUCCUCGGAGCACCAGUUUCAAUCCCCGAUUCUCAAACCCUAGUGCCCAUUAAGUUUCAUCCUCCCGCUGCGCCAGCAGCAUCUCUGUGUUCGAUCCCUAACCGUGAUGAUUCAGCUCCCGAACCGAUGGUUUUGGAUUCUAAACAAGAACCUGCUGAUGGAAAUGAUGUUGUGUUUGAUAUUGAAGAGGGGAGUAGUAACGCGAUUGAUGGUUCCGGCUCGGAUGACCCGAUAAUUCCGGGUUUAACCGAAUCGGUUCGCCAGGGAGAUUCGGGGAGGAAUGAUGAUGGCAAAGAUAAUGGAAUUGAAGGCGGCGGUCAAGUGGAAGCCGGAGGGGAAGGAGAAGGGGAUGAUUGGGAUAGUGACAGUGAAGAUGAUCUACAGAUAGUGUUGAAUGACAACAACCACGGACCUAUGGCUAUGGAGAGAGGAGGAAUGAUGGGGGAAGAUGAAGACGAUGAUGAAGAUGGGGAUCCGCUUGUGAUAGUGACCGAUGGAGAUGCAAACCAAGGGAUAGAGGAACAGGAUUGGGGUGAAGGAGGAGGGCAGGCGGCGGAUGGAGAAGGGAAAGAAGGGGGAGAAGUAGGGCAGGUUGGCACUGCUGGCAGCAGCGGAGGGAGCGUGGUUGCGACAAAAAUUGGGUACAGCAACCAUGGGUUCCAUCCAUUUCAUUCUCAGUUUAAGUAUGUAAGACCUGGUGCAGCACCAAUGCCUGGAGCCACUGCAGGUGCUCCAGCGCAGGUUCGUCCAGUCAUGGGUGCUAUGGUUGGUCGGGGUAGAGGUGAUUGGAGACCACCUGGACUGAAAACUGGUCUUCCCAUGCAAAAAGGUCUCCAUCCUAGUUUUGGAAUGCCUGGUUGGGGUAACAAUGUGGGGCGAGGUUUUGGUGGUGGAUUGGAUUUCACGCUUCCUUCACACAAGACGAUAUUUGAAGUAGACAUUGAUAGUUUUGAGGAAAAGCCGUGGAAAUAUCCCGGUGUUGAUCUUUCGGAUUUCUUCAACUUUGGUCUGAAUGAGGAGAGCUGGAAAGAUUAUUGCAAACAACUGGAACAACGUCGCUUGGAGACAACAAUGCGAAGCAAAAUUCGCGUUUAUGAAAGUGGGCGAACAGAGCAGGACUAUGAUCCAGAUUUGCCUCCAGAAUUGGCAGCAGCAACUGGGCAAGAGAUUCCCGCUGAUGCCGCUAAUUUUGCAAAGUCAAAUGGUGGACAAAAUGAUUUGACAAAAGGAACUGCUCGCAUGCGACCUCCUCUACCAACUGGGAGAGCAAUACAGGUUGAGGGAGGUUCUGGGGAACGUCUCCCCUCCAUUGAUACUCGACCACCUCGCAUGCGUGAUUCAGAUGCAAUUAUUGAGAUUGUUUGUCAGGAUACUCUAGACGAUGAUUCCUACACAGGCAAUGCUGUUGAGGACCGAACAGAAAAUGAUCUGCCAAGGGAGGAUAUUAGGGGAGAUCUUGCAUCUGAAACCAAUAUUGCGCAUGAAGAAACUGAAUAUGUUAAUGGUUUUCCAAAUGCUUAUAGUAGUCGAAAGAGGAAGCCUGUUCGGAGUAGUGUGCCUGAAGAUGAUGGGAUUUUGCCCAUCUCUGCAGAAGCAUCGCUUCCUUAUGGUUCUGGAUCUAGGAGUCACAGUCCUAUGUAUCAUAAUGGGAACUUUGGCAGCCCUAGUGAUGAGAGGCAUAGACAGGGAAGGGCACGCAAGAGAUCCCCUCACACGACACCUAUUAGAGGUAAACAGGAUAAGUUCAGUGAUACCUAUUCUGGUGAGGAAGAAUCUGUUGACAGCAUGGAUCACAAAUCUCCUCUCCUGGUUAGAGAUGCCAGGGAGAUAAGUGUGGAGCGCAAGGGUGAUGUUGAUGAUGAGCUUGAGUUGGCCGAUAGAAGCCCUGAUAGAGGAAAAGAUGUGCUAAUAAAUGACACCCAUAAUGAUGAGAAUCCACUUAAUGAAAAAAUAAGUGCUCAAGUACAUCAACGGGAGCUUCAAGAAUGUGAAUGUGGUGAGGAUUCUAUGGCUGCAAGAAUUAGUGAAAACAGUGAAGCAAGAUCUGGCAGCUGUAGAGAUUAUCAGAAGAUGCGAGACGGUGCCGAUGAUGAAGUUGUUCAAGGUGUGCGUUCUUCUCGAACUUCAAUUGCCAAAAAGCGUCUUGAUGAACAUGAUCAGAAUUUACUGCGUAAAGAUUCUGAUGCAAGACGUGAGAUUGAAAGAAGCCAAAUUGUAGGGAAAUCAAGAGAAGGUUCUUAUCCUCUUAGAGACUUCGAUGCUGGCUCAUCACAUGAUUUGCACAUCAAAAUGGAGGGUUUUGAUAGGCGAAGGGAGAGUGAUAUUCUUGAUGUUGCUCGGCAACAGAGAGAAUAUGAUUUUCAUGGAAGAAAAGGUAGAACUGAGGACUCAAGGAAGAGAGAGCGUGACAAUGAAAUGGGUUCUAGGAACAGGGCUAAGGUUCGUGAAAGUGAGAGGAGUGACAAAGAAGAUUAUCAUCAACCUUCUAGAAAACAGUUGGAUAAUGGCAUUUAUAAAGCUCAUCUUGGUAAGGAUGACAGCGCUAGAUAUAGGGAAAGAGAUGAUAGUGAGAAGAGUAGAUAUGAAACAGCAGAUGAUUAUGACAGCAAAAGAAGGAAAGAUGAGGAGUAUCUGAGGAGGGAUAAUGCAGACAAAGAGGUGAUCUUGCAUGGCAACAGAGAAUCCAGCAGCAGUCGCAGAAAGCGAGAAAGGGAUGAAAUUUUAGACCCACGUAAGAGAGCUGAGCAACAAAGAAUUCGAGACAAUUUUGAUCAUCAAUCCGCUCGGGACAAAGAUGAGGUUUGGUUGCACAGAGAGAGGGUUGAGAAGCAGCGGGAGAGAGAUGAAUUGCAUAGACCAAAGCAAUCCCAUGACGAAAGUUUAUCAAAACGGGAGAGAGAAGAAGGACGAAGUACUGCAAGGAUUGGACGUAGUUCAGAAGACAAAGCAUGGAUUGGCCACUCUAGGACAAAGGAUGAACAUAAAGUUUCUGAAAAGGAAUACCAACUCAAAGAGACAAUACGCCACUGUGAACAGGUGAAAAGAAGGGAUCAGAAUGGUGAUGAAAGUUUCUCACGCCAUAGAGGGCGCGAAGGUUCGUAUGCACGGGGACACCAAUUUAGCAAUGAUGACAGAAAAUCCAGGCAGGAAAGGACAAGCACCCGGAGUGAGCAUGCUGUCGAUGCUUCGGAUAGCCAAAGGGGCCAUGAGAAGAAACAUAAAGAAAAUACUAGGAAGAAUAGAGAAUCUGAAGGUGAAGAUCCAAUCAGUUUGGGUUCUGCUAAGAGAAAUCAAGAAGAUUUAAGUGGUCACUACGAUGAAACGGGCUUGAAAAGUGAUGAGAAGAAUGAGGAUCCAGUUCAUUAUAACCCUUCCAGAAAACAUAGAGAAGAUGCUUAUUCGGAUGAUGAGCAGAAAGAGUCAAAACGGGGGCGCUCCAAAGUGGAACGUUGGACAAGCCAUAAGGAGAGGGAUUACAUUAUCAACAGCAAGUCAUCGGCUUCCUCAAAGAUCAAGCAGAUCGAGAAGAUCAAUAAUGUGGAAGCUUCAGAUUCUAACAAAACUCCAGAUGAACCUGGUACGUCAAUUGAGCCUUCCGAGAACCAUCACUCUUUGUCUGACAAUAAAAAUAUUGGUGAGCCAGAGACCAAGGAUGUUGAUGCAAGGCCAUCAGAUGAUCGGCAUCUUGACACUGUUGAGAAGCUGAAGAAGCGAAGCGAGAGGUUCAAACUUCCAAUGCCCAAGGAAAAAGAUGCCGUGGCGAUAAAGAAGAUGGAGAGCGAGCCACUGCCUUCAGCCAAGAAGGAAACUCCUGCAGAGUCUGAGGUGAAACCUGAGAGGCCAGCCCGAAAACGAAGGUGGAUCAGCAAGUAAUCCCACAGUUUGCUGCAUUACAAGGUCUUAAAUUGUAAGACCCCAAAGGUCGUGCCAUAAGGGUUCCCAGGAUGGACAUGUACCAUUAUAACGUUGGUAUCGCAAAUGACAUCGUAACAGUGCCACCACCAUGUACUUUUUAUUUCUUCUCUCGAUACUGUGUAUAUACUUAGAGAAUGUAACAUUGAACCUGUCAUAAAUAGUUGGCACAUAUUGACUCAGAUGUAUUGCUCAGAUUUGGUGACACUGUCCUUUCGAGCCUGUGUAGAAGUUAAGGGCAUCAGAGCAGGAACUUGUUUUCUUGCCUUACAGCUUUCACUUCUUUG
This is a messenger RNA of Hibiscus syriacus, 4468 nucleotides long. Its product is annotated as FIP1[V]-like protein. NCBI's taxonomy places the organism in Eukaryota, Viridiplantae, Streptophyta, Magnoliopsida, Malvales, Malvaceae. The transcript has 9 exons. The record is from RefSeq and is a predicted model, not a curated record. Gene Ontology annotation, biological process: mRNA processing. The coding region runs from base 117 to 4142 and encodes 1341 amino acids.